UGCAUCUCCACAAUGUCUCUCGGCGAUGAGGAAACAACAAAGAGCCAGGAGAGGAGAUACAGGAGGAUGCCAUCUAAAAGAUACAUUGCAAGCAAUGAGCACCAGCAAAGUAGCCCUGGUGACUGGUGCAAACAAAGGCAUCGGGUUUGCAAUCGUACGGGCGCUGUGCAAAGACUAUGCCGGGGAUGUGUACCUGACAGCCCGUGACAUUAGUCGAGGGACCGCGGCGGUGGACAAUCUGAAGAGGGGGCUGUCACCGCUCUUCCAUCAGCUGGAUAUCAAUGACCCAAACAGCGUUCGCACGGCACGGGACUUCUUCAUAGAGAAGUAUGGGGGAGUGGACGUUCUCAUCAACAAUGCUGGGAUCGCCUUUAAAAUGGCAGACACGACCCCCUUUGGGAUCCAAGCAGAAGUUACAGUGAAGACCAAUUUCUUUGCCACUAGAGAUGUGUGCAAUGUGUUCUUGCCCAUUAUCAAACCAGGAGGUCGGGUGGUGAAUGUCUCUAGCAUGAUGGGGUCUAUGGCUUUGAGCCGCUGCAGUCCAGAACUCCGGGCCCGUUUCCGUAGCGAUGACAUCACAGAGGAGGAGUUGGUGGGACUGAUGGAGCGAUUUGUCCGUGAUGCUCAGGAAGGGCUCCAUUCAGAAAGAGGCUGGCCCACCACUGCAUAUGGAGUCUCAAAAACCGGCCUUACCACCUUAAAUAGAAUCCUGGCCCGAAAUCUGAUGAAAGAGAGGCCCGGAGAUGAGAUCCUGUGCAAUGCCUGCUGUCCAGGUUGGGUCAGGACUGACAUGGCUGGACCAAAUGCACACAAGACACCAGAUGAGGGUGCUGUCACUCCAGUGUACUUAGCAUUGCUACCUGCAGGGGCCAAAGAGCCCCAUGGGCAGUUUGUAUCUGAGAUGAAAGUUCAGCCCUGGUGAGAGAGAGGUUGUGUAUGUUUGUGUUUCAGAGCUGGAGGGGUCAGUUGUAAAUUACCCCUCUAAAUCAAGACAGUCUACUUCUAGAAAGUUUCAGUCUAAACCUUUGAUAGAAGACCUCCGGUACUCAAAAAAUAUACAAAAAGUUACUAUGUGUGUCUUGUGUAAUUUCAUAUUAUUGUAAAUAUAGCCUUAAAUGUAAAAGCUUUAAAAUCUGGUCAAAGUUUUUGUGGGCAGACAAAUUGAAUAGCCAAAAAAAGUUUAAUAGAGCACAGUUCUGUUUAAAUUCAUACUCUAAUAUCCAAAUUUGCUAAAUUUUUGUUUGUUUGUGUGUGACAUUAAGCAGUCCUAUGAUUGAGACCAAAAAUGUAAAACUCCGGUGUGUGUGUGUGUGUGUGAGUGUGUUGGUACAAAAUGAGAUCAAACAUUGUUUACCUAAUUUAUUCUUGAGUUAAUCCUCAGAAAAGAAUGAAUCUAAGUGGAUUUUAACAUGAUCAGGGUUGAAACUUAAAGUAAUAUUCAGGGUUCAAUACAAGUUAAGCUACAUUGACAGCAUGUGUGGCCUAUUGUUUAUUACCACAAAAAUUAUUUACAACUUGUCUUUCCUUUUCUUAAAAAAAGAAAAUCAAAGAUCUGGGUUUCAGCAUGACACUUACAAUGGAAGUGAAUGGAGCCAAACUUUAAACGUUACAAUACUCACGAUUUCAAAAGUACAGCCACAAGAAGUAAACAAUAUGUGUGUUAACAUGAUUUUAUUGUGAUAACAUCAUUUGUUUACCCUUAUUGUGUAAAGUUAUCCAGUUUUACAACUUUGCCUUGACGACAGAACACCAUAAACCCUAAAACGACCAUAAAAACGAUGAUUUAAACUUUACAGCUCAAAUACACAAGUUUUAACAGAAGAAAAAUGCAAGUGUUUUUAUAAACUUCACAUUUCUACCUUUAAACCCACCAAAAAUUGGCCCCAUUCACUUCCAUUGUACAGUGCAUCCGGAAAGUAUUCACAGCGUUUCACUUUUUCAACAUUUUGUUAUGUUACAGCCUUA
Molecule: messenger RNA, 1965 nt
Organism: Myxocyprinus asiaticus (Chinese sucker)
Lineage: Eukaryota; Metazoa; Chordata; Actinopteri; Cypriniformes; Catostomidae
Gene: cbr1
Product: carbonyl reductase 1
Molecular function (GO): carbonyl reductase (NADPH) activity
Source: RefSeq, a predicted model, not a curated record